AUGACGCAGAUGUCCGAUAGCAAGUCAACGGGGGGUGUACUUCAGAUUUCUGCAGCUGCAACGCAGAAGAAUGCAUCAACAGCCUCCAAGAGGGGUCCGAAGCCAGCUGGUCCACGACUCAAAUUGCUCGUGAGACGGUUACCGCCGGGUUUAUCUCAAUCCGAGUUCGAAAAUGCGCUGGGCUCCGAGUGGAUGGCUGGAGCAGGAAGAGUCGACUGGUACCAGUAUAAGCCCGGCAAGGUAUCCAAAGACCAUGCCAAACCUUCCAGACCCUCCCGCGCCUACAUCCACGUUACAUCCAGCGAGCAUAUUGCGCCUCUAUCAGAUAAAGUUCGACAGACAUCGUUCCUAGACGCUCGAAAUACCUUCAAUGAUCCCGUGCUGCUGGGGCCGCCGUCUCUAGAGUUCGCCCCCUACGCCAAAAUUCCUGGUAGCCGUGUACGGAAGGAUGCCCGCCAGGGGACCAUUGAUCAGGAUCCCGAAUUCAUCGCCUUCCUCGAAAGUCUGACUCAGCCUAUUACAAAACCUGCCACGGUCGAAACUCCUACCGAUGCCGAAGAAAAGAAGGAAACGGUGACCACUACGCCUCUCGUGCAGUAUAUCAAGGAAAAGAAGGCCAACAAAGCAAAAGAGGCUUCCAGCAAGUCCUCGAGGCAUGCAAAGGGCGAGAAGGAGUCCAAGUCGGAGAAGGUACAAGCGAAGAAACUUUUGCAACGGCCGGACAAGGAUGUCGCCCAGGCGCCGACAGGAGAAAAGGCAGAGAAAAAGCCCAGGGCCUCAGACAAGGCGACAAAAGAAGCAGUGAAAGCAGCAAACAGGGCUGCCAAUGCUGCUGCUAAGCAAGUCUCUAAACCAGCAGCGACCCAAAAUAUAAGCAAAGAUAGUCCUCAGCCUGUUCCAACUGAACGGAAACGCGAGCGUAAUAACAUCGCUGCGGCAGCCAAGAUUCUUCAGCGAGACUUGGGGCUUGCACCUUCAGGCGGCCGUCGGAGGGCUGGUAAGGGUGCUUCUACCGAGACGGACACGAGCAUGAAAGAGCCGGACGCUGCUGCCGCUGCUGCUCCAGAUACUGGCAAGAAGGAUAUCAAGUCUGGGAAACCCGCGUCACCAUCGCAACAAGGGGCUUUAAAGAGCAAAGCCAACGCUACCCCUCCGUCCGGCGAGCCUGCGUCGUCUCGUGCUCAGCCUGGUCCGAACGCACCUCCUACUAGCGCUCCAUCCGCACCGAAGCAGUCGAAAUCAGCCAAAGGCAAGCCAGCCACGCCAAUUACCUCACCUACGGCUACGCAGGCAUUCCUCAAGCACGCCAAUCCAUCACAAGGGGUUACGGAACCAUUACUUGAAACUGCAUUUGCAUCUUUUGGAAAGAUCUUGAAGGUGGAGAUUGACAAAAAGAAGGGAUUUGGCUACGUCGACUUUGCAGAACCGGAUGGUCUUCAGAAAGCAAUUGCCGCGAGUCCUGUCUCGGUCGCGCAGAGUCAAGUCGUCGUGCUUGAACGCAAGAUAAAUCCUGGUGCAGAAAAGGGUCGCGGCAAGGGUCGCAGCGAGCAUCCCGCCCCUGUUAAUGGCAGCAGCAACAACAGCAAUCGUGGUGCCAAGCAGGGCUCAGAAGGGGGAUCUGGACCAGGAACACCAUCUUCGUCUCGUGGACCGCGUGGUGGUCGUGGAUCCAGGAACAAGGGCAGUUCGAAGAGCAACGGAGCAAAUGCCAGUGGGAAGACCGGUGGGGAGGCGAAAUGA
Molecule: messenger RNA, 1740 nt
Organism: Aspergillus thermomutatus
Lineage: Eukaryota; Fungi; Ascomycota; Eurotiomycetes; Eurotiales; Aspergillaceae
Product: putative nonsense-mediated mRNA decay protein Upf3
Exons: 2
Coding region: 1-1740 (579 amino acids)
Biological process (GO): nuclear-transcribed mRNA catabolic process, nonsense-mediated decay; positive regulation of translation
Cellular component (GO): nucleolus; cytoplasm
Molecular function (GO): mRNA binding
Source: RefSeq, a predicted model, not a curated record